This is a messenger RNA of Hyaloperonospora brassicae, 2280 nucleotides long. Lineage: Eukaryota; Oomycota; Peronosporomycetes; Peronosporales; Peronosporaceae. The record is from the annotation of a GenBank genome assembly.
AUGAUCGUCGGCUUGCGCUUGGUCCGUGCGCUGCUCCCCGCGCUGUACGUGCUCGCAACGGCGUCUGCCGCGUCCGGUCCACGCGCUGCAGAGCUGCAAGAUGCUCACGAGGCGACGGACGCGACGGAGCCUGCGCUCGCGUCGUCCACAGACGCCGUGGAAGUCGAGACGUGGGAAGUUCAAGUCGACGGAUCUGUAUUCAGCAACGAGCAGCAGCAGGAGGAGCUUCAGUUCGGGCGUCCACUGGAUCGCAAGAAAGAGUCCGUGUUAAUUGAUGAAGUGGGUCACUGGGAACCUGCUGUGGGAGGCGACGAGGACGACGACGAGGGGGAGGAGGAGGAAGAAGAGGCCGUGGCGACUGAGCAAACCGCGUCUCUGGUCUUAUUGAAGGCAUCAGAAGCUUUUGUGGCAUUGAUAAAUCGCAUGGAAGUCGAGGGGUUUACCGCUGAGAUCGUGGAAGAGCUGGAGAAAGUAGUGGACGAUCGGUUGACUAAUAAGGACCCGGAGAGAGCAGACGACUGGGCGUUUGCCGUGACGACGCUCUCGCUCCAGCAACUUUUUGAACCCGAUGCAGCGUCAAGCAAUGAACAGACUUUUAUUGAUGCUGUCAACAAUCUUUACGUUGCAGCAGACGCAGGUGUGCAGUCGGCACUGAGUGUGCGAGCCAUGCUGGACCUCAUCGGCAUCCCUGAUCCCGGGGAAAUGGAGGAUUCGACCAUCGUGCGACUGUCCCGGCAGCAGAAGCAGAUCCGCGGCGAUCGGAUGCUGUCGAAGUUGCUGGCAGUGCAUGACUUUACAGCCACUUUAGCAGUGGCGUAUGGGACUCUGUCCGGCAGGAUCUCGGCGCCGAGAAAAUCCAGUGCGACAGACGCUUCGACUGACGCAGAUUCGGUCUGUGAAGCUGCUGUGCCUUUAUAUCACACGUGUGCCGAACAAAAUGUGCACAUUAUUGAUAGUGAAGGUGGCGAGCAAAUUGUGGGGGUCGCGCGGCUCUCAGAUGAGCUUUUAUAUCCUCCAGGAGGUAGUUUCAUUGAUGACUACGAUAUUGAAAGACUGAAUCCGCUGCACGACGAGAACGCUGCAGUUCAUGAGCUCGAGCUUUACCAUGACAUUGCGAAUAACCCCAUGGAUGAGCGCUAUCCACAGGCGAUGCUACAUCUAGCUGACACCUAUUUCUUCGGCAACAUGGCAGCUCACGUGGCGGCUGAUCGAGAACUCGGAGCACGAUACUUUCGUCUUGCUGCAGACGCCGGUAAUCCAGUUGCCCAAGGUAACUAUGGUAUGCUUCUCGCAAGAGGUGUCGGUGUUGAUCGAGACGUACAACAAGCAAUUGUGUACUUUGACCGCGCAGCUCGGCAGAAGGAGGCGUUUGCUUUGCAUGGACUUGGCGUCAUCUAUUUUACUGGAGACGGCAUUCCCCAAAACGUAACACGAGCGCUCGAGCUCUUCGAAGAAGCGAUUGCACUGGGAUACAUUGAAUCGCAUUUGUUCCUGGGAUCUGCCUACCUGCAAGGUGAUGGAGAUUUGCCGGUCGAUGAGAAGAUGGCUUUCUCACAUGUCGAGGCAGCAGUAGAUGACACCGACGGCCAAUCGAGUCGGGCAUUAUUCGAACUGGGCGUAAUGCACUUUCGAGGCAUCGGCACGCCGCGCUCUUGCCGGACUGCUCUGUCGCUAUUCCGACCAGUGGCUUUGCAUCCUAAUGUGCUAUCGGCGCUUCCGUUUUCGCUGACCAAAGCGUAUGAAUGCUACACGAGAGGUGAUUAUCUACGCGCGUACUUGCAUUACCGGCUUGUAGCAGAGCUGGGGGAUGAAGAUGGUCAAUGCAAUGCUGCUUUCCUGUUGGAGCACUAUGGCGAUCGAAUUCUCAAGUGGCAAUGGCUAGGACUUGCCAAGUCAACGGAGGACUCGAGCAGUCCGUUGUUGCGUGAAGUUCUGACGUUAUAUUCGCAAGCAUCGGCGCUGAACGACUCCGAGGCAAUCCGAAAGACUGGUGUAUGCUUCCAUGAGCCCUGGGCCGGUGUGUGCUCAAGCAAUCACACACGUGCACUAGAGCGCUACAGAUUUGCAGCGGAGCUAGGCAACGUACAGGCUGGCUACGAUUGCGGUUCGAUGCUGGCGACGGGCGACGGCGUGCCUCGAGAUCUUGCGGCUGCUCGAAGCUGCUAUAUCAAGUGCAGCGAAGCUUCGUUUCCUGCAAAUGUACCGUGCGUACUUGCGCUCGCAGGUCUGAACAUCCUAUUAUUCAUUGAGGGGAUUGUGCAGAAGAUCUGGGUGUGGUAA